Molecule: messenger RNA, 858 nt
Organism: Eleginops maclovinus (Patagonian blennie)
Lineage: Eukaryota; Metazoa; Chordata; Actinopteri; Perciformes; Eleginopidae
Gene: cript
Product: cysteine-rich PDZ-binding protein
Exons: 5
Coding region: 155-460 (101 amino acids)
Biological process (GO): cytoplasmic microtubule organization
Cellular component (GO): dendrite
Molecular function (GO): PDZ domain binding; microtubule binding
Source: RefSeq, a predicted model, not a curated record
CAGUGUUGACCAAUCAAUAUAUUAAAACACGGGAAAGAGGAAGAAACGACCGGAAGUUUACAAUUUUUUGCCAAACAAAAACCGAGCUUACACUUUAUUCUGUUUUUACCAACCUUUGACUAAAAGUAUCAGCUAGAAACAAAUAUAGGGGAACAUGGUUUGUGAAAAAUGCGAGAAAAAGCUCGGUAAGGUCAUCACACCUGACACCUGGAAGGACGGAGCAAGGAAUACAACAGAGGGUGGUGGCCGUAAGCUCAAUGAAAACAAGAUCCUCACAUCCAAGAAAGCCAGGUUUGACCCAUACAGCAAGACGGGUUUUGCUACCUGCAGGAUAUGCAGAAGCUCAGUUCAUCAGUCUGGAUCACACUACUGUCAGGGCUGUGCGUACAAGAAAGGAAUCUGUGCAAUGUGUGGAAAGAAAGUUCUGGACACCAAGAACUACAGACAGACAUCGGUGUGAGAACGUGCCGCACAGAUAACAGUUCCAGAAAUGAACAACAGAUGUGAGGAUGACACUGAAUAAGCUUCCACAAUAUUGUGCUCGACAUAUAUCCAUAACUCAUUUAUGUUCUUUAACCCACCUUUAGUGAAAGAAAGGGAUUUGGAGCUGGCUUUGCCCUCUUAUUACAAAAUAUUAUAUAAUGCCACUGGAACUAUUACAGUGGCCGUACACAGGGAAGCACCUUUUAUAUCCGAAAAAACCACCGGUCAUCACCUGUUUCUUUACUACAGGCUUAUAGAUUUCUUUGUAUAUUUUAAACUCAGGCGUUAUAUAUAUUUGCUUUACAAAUAGGUUGAUUUCUGUAUGUGAUGUAUCAAGUGUGGCAUUUUUGAUUGAAUUAAACCAUUCAAUAUAAA